This is a messenger RNA of Monomorium pharaonis (pharaoh ant), 772 nucleotides long. RefSeq names its product heat shock 70 kDa protein-like. NCBI's taxonomy places the organism in Eukaryota, Metazoa, Arthropoda, Insecta, Hymenoptera, Formicidae. The coding region runs from base 170 to 490 and encodes 106 amino acids. Gene Ontology annotation, biological process: protein refolding; cellular response to unfolded protein. The transcript has a single exon. Gene Ontology annotation, cellular component: cytoplasm; blood microparticle; vesicle. Gene Ontology annotation, molecular function: ATP hydrolysis activity; misfolded protein binding; ATP binding. The record is from RefSeq and is a predicted model, not a curated record.
AGUAAAAGAUUCCAAUGAGAUGUGUGUGUAUAUGUGUGUAAUAAAGCUUAUUACAUCUCAUAGAUAAACCUUUGCCAAAGGUUAAAAUAACAAUCGGCGAUACUCAUUUGAUAACCGAUCACACAUUUUAUGUACACAAGAAUUUGUGAGAAAAUACAAGAAGGAUCUGAUGAAGAGCUAUGUUUUCUCGGUUGAAUAUUGCUUGGAGUGUGCCAAAAGGACUCUGUUCUCUUCUACGUCAGUCAGUCUUGAAACAUUUACUUUACUAGAUAACAUUGGUUUUUACACUUUGACCGUAGACAUCUAUUUCAAGAAAGUAAACGAGGAUCUCUUUACAAACAUUCUGAAAUCUGUAGAGAAGAUGCUAUAUGACGCUAAAUUGGAUAAGGCUAAGAUUCAUGAUAUAGUUUUUGUUGAUAGAUUAACGAAGAUACGCUCUAAAGUUUCUACAAGUUUAAAGCUAAUCUCAUAUAUGUCAUCGCUUCGCUAACCGAGGCGUGUAUUUCAAAGACGUUCUACCGUUAAAAUAGCUCGCCGUUUAAUUAGGCAAAUUAACAUUUGUUGACUCAAUUUCCUGUGAUAAAAGCCAAGAUAAUGCUAAGUGUUUACGUUCGGUGACAAAACACAUUAAAAUGCGAUUCAAUUUCCCCGCGCCGCCAUCCACCUCGGCGCGGAGAAAAGUCGUAAUGGUGGCACACGUAGAGAAAACACGAGGGUUGUCCCCAAGUAUUUGUUACGGUAUUAAUGAACUAGAUGACAAAAUCAACAGACA